Orbicella faveolata is the source of this 1635-nucleotide messenger RNA. RefSeq lists its product as uncharacterized. Gene Ontology annotation, molecular function: oligosaccharide binding. The record is from RefSeq and is a predicted model, not a curated record. NCBI's taxonomy places the organism in Eukaryota, Metazoa, Cnidaria, Anthozoa, Scleractinia, Merulinidae.
AACACGCCCCAGUUUGACAUUAAAAUGUAUGCAAGAAAGGACAUCUGACCAAAUACAACAGGAAGGCAAUAAGUACGCUGUAUUUUCUGAGACAAUGAAGCUAGCGCGCCCAAUGAAAAUUUGAUAUUUCUCUAAAGCUGUUAGCAUGCCGUAAGACAUUUCGUUCGUAAUUAUUAUUCAUUUUAAAUGAAAUACUGCAUGAGUAAGAAUGAUUAAGGACGGUCUCAAUGUUACGUGGUGAAGAUAGCCGGAAACUGAUGGCGUUGUUUGUGUUUUUUGGCACUCUUGGUUGAAGAAGAGAGAGAAAGGAUGUUUAAAAGCUAAUGCGAUGUAACAGAAAAUCAAGCGUGCGUCAUUAUCCAACGGAAAAAUCUCAGUGAACAGCGCAAACAGUGAAGCAAUAUGGAGUAUCUCGACAUCAUCCUGUGCUUCAAUCUACUUGUUUUGAUAAGACUUUUCAUCGGGACGCCAUCAACAAACGCAGUUUCCUUCACAGCAGAGGAUAGUUAUUUGGCGAGCCAAGUGAUGAAAACAGUUUUCUCUAAAGACUGGCUGAGCUGUACACUCGCAUGUCAGAAUGACGAGAAGUGCGUAUCGUACAAUUACAACACGUUCACAGGUUCUUGUGAUUUGAACGAACAGGGCUUACAGCAACCAUUUAGUGGACAGAACGAAUUAGUGAAAAUGCAGGGCAUGAUAUUUCAUCAGAUAAGGCCAGCAACAAAGCUCUUUCUUCCAAGAGAAGUCCAGUCAUCAAACCAGUGCGGCUGCAGUUGCACGUCAGAGAGUGCCUGCAGACCUGGGCAAGGUUCUUAUGACAGACUUCCCAUGUCCUGCAAAGAGAUCUGGGAGAAUUCUAGAAUCCGUGUCGAUGGAUCCUUUUACAUUCGGGCUGAGCCACCCUCCCAGUACGCACAUGUGUUUUGUCACAUGACUCCAAUUCCCGGUUGUGGAGAUGGCGGAUGGACACUGGUCAUGAAGAUCGAUGGAAACAAGCAAACGUUCACGUACGAUUCGAAAUAUUGGAAUAACACUGUUGCUUACAAUGAAGGUGGCGGAACAGGCCUGCAUGACACGGAAACCAAGCUCAGCAGCUUUUGGUCUACACCGUUUACUCAACUGUGCCUGGGCAUGAAAUAUCAGGACGAAACGAACUGGAUUACACUGAACUAUGCUGGGUCUUCAUUGAGGGACGUCAUUGGGAACGGUACAUUUAAGGAGACACAUUUGAAUGUGACGGAAUGGAAGAAGCUGCUGAAUAACUCAGAUAUCCAGGUAGGAUGCACUUUUCAAGGUUUCAACAAUAAACAAAAAUACGGCAACGGCGCAAGAGCUCGUAUUGGAAUCAUUGGCGCUCCAAAUGAUUGCGUAGAGACAGCGCGAUCUAGAAUCGGCUUUGGUACUACGGGAAGUUUUUUCGAUAUGGACCCCCUGAACUCAUGUGGAAACGAGAUGCAAAGGACCUCCAGCAUAAGAGCUUUUGGAUACAUUUUCGUUCAGUAAAUAAAGUAUGCUGCAUUAAACCUCUGUAAAUAUAUCAUUAGUAGAAUUCUACUUAGAUAAUUAUGCAAAUACUGCAAUCUGAUUGGCGCAGCUAUGCAAUACUAUUAGCCAUUAGUAUAUACCACGCAAGUG